AUCUGAUGAAUUAGAAAAUUCUUUUAAAAUUGCUCUAAAUUUAUUUAAUAAUAUGGAAAAAAAAUCAAAUAAGAUUCAAUUUAUGGAGAUUAAUUUUAGAGGACAACUACCAUCAAAGAAAAUUGAUCAAUCUAUUGGAAAUUUAAUUAAAGCACAAAAAAAUUUGAAAUCUUGUAAAUUCAUAGAAUAUUGGGAUCCAAAAGAUCCAAGUAUUUACAAAGUAUUAUUAAAUAAUAAUUCUUUAACCCAUUUAAAUUUAUCUUUAUCUUAUUUUCAUCAAUCUUUCUUUGAAGGUUUAUUAGCUUGUAAAAAUUUGGAAACUUUGGAAUUAUUAAGAUGUCCUCAAAUGCCUUCACAUCUUUUGGAUUUUCCUUUAAAAGGUUCACUUCCUAUUAAGAAUUUAAAAGUUAUAAUGAAUUAUCCCGCUGCAUUUAAUGAAUCUCUUACAGUUUUACUUCAUAUGUGUAAUAUUAAUUUAAGAAAAUUAUUUAUUAGUGGAGUAGAUGAUAUUAUUAUUGAUAAUAUUUGUUCAUAUAAUACUCGACUUACUCAUUUAUCCAUUUUAGCUCAACAACAAAUUUUUGAUCCACCGCAAUCUUUAUCUUCUUCUUUACAGUAUUUGUGUUUUAAUUUUAAUAUUGAUACUAAUUCUUUAAAAAUUUUCUUGAAUGAUUGUAAAAUUCCUUUAAAAAGUUUGGAAUUUCAUCAAUCUGAUAGUCAAGGUGACGAAGUUUUUGACUCUCUUUUCUUCAAAUACAUUUGAGAAAGCGAAGAAACACAUCAAUAUUAUAUUAGAUGUUCCCAAAAAUCAUGAUCUUUGGUAAGGUUGGUAUAAUUUUGAUUGUAUAAUUAUGUUAGAAAAAAAAAAAAUUUGAAAUUAUGUAUUUUAUGUAUUUGCGCGUUUUUAACUUCGUGACUUAUUGGACACGUGGGACGUAGUUUAUCAUGUGACUUCUAGUUACAUAUGUUCAUGGCGAUAAUUAAAAAAGUUUGAUUCCGAGAUUUAAAAAUAAAAAGUUUCAUGAGUUUAAUUAUCAAUAGCAUUUGUAUGAGAUAUAAUAUUAAAAUUAUAGUUAUCUUGAUAUAAAUUAUAUAAAUUGUAUU
Rhizophagus irregularis DAOM 181602=DAOM 197198 is the source of this 1104-nucleotide messenger RNA. NCBI's taxonomy places the organism in Eukaryota, Fungi, Glomeromycota, Glomeromycetes, Glomerales, Glomeraceae. The record is from RefSeq and is a predicted model, not a curated record.